UUCAAAAUGCAUCCAAACUGUGUCCAGAAUUAGAUUUGCAAGCUGCACCAGGGAAGUUUUCAUCAGCAUGCCUUCUCUACGGAUGUUAGCAUUGUCAGAAACCAAGGAAGACUAUGAGAUGGAUUGGUCAGCCAAAUGCCUAAAAGAGCUUUUCUAUUUGCAAGAACUUGAACUUUUGAAGCUAUACUUCUACAGGGAAAGUACAAAAAUACGGAGAAUUUUGUUUUGGGAUGCUUUGCCAGCUAAUCUCAGGAAAUUGACCAUAAGUUGGAGCUAUCAACCGUGGCAGAAUAUGAUCUCCAUUGACUUGUUACCCAAACUGGAGGUGCUCAAACUGAAAAAUUAUGCUUUCCAAAGGCCAAAGUGGGAACCAAAUGAAGGGGGCUUUCGUGUUUUGAAGCACUUGCUGGUUGAGAUGACUGAUCUAGUGUCAUGGGUGGCCACAAGCAAUCACUUUCCACGUCUUGAGUAUCUAGUUCUCAAGUCUCGCAAGUACCUGAAAGAGGUUCCCCAUGGUAUUACAGAAAUUUCUACCCUGAAGCGGAUAGAGUUGCACAACUGUAGUGAAUCUGCAAUAAUUUCUGCUACAAGUAUUGAAGUUGAAAGCCUUGAUGUUGUCAUCAAAAGCAAUAGAUUUCAGCACUCUGCAUAAAGGGAAGCUUUGAGCUGCGGCUUGCAAUUUCGAUUUCCCACCUGAUCUGGAAUUGCUUCUUGUCAUCCAUCUUGCUGAGGCUUCUCGUAAAUGCUGCAUAAGAGAGUGGAAGGCCAGCCCCUACGCCAUAUGAUGAAAGCGUUUCAAGGUCUUGGCAUGUACCUCGUUCAUUUUAUCUUGAAAUUGAUCUGAGAUUUUCUCCUAGUCCUAGGUAACGAUUGAGCAGGAAGCUUCUAAUACGUCUUGUUGAAUAUGAAUGGACAAGAAUCAAAUGAAUCCCAUUUGGCUAGGAAUGCUUAUA
Messenger RNA from Coffea arabica (coffee), 953 nucleotides. The record is from RefSeq and is a predicted model, not a curated record. Lineage: Eukaryota; Viridiplantae; Streptophyta; Magnoliopsida; Gentianales; Rubiaceae.